Mizuhopecten yessoensis (Yesso scallop) is the source of this 1098-nucleotide messenger RNA. Its product is annotated as glycoprotein-N-acetylgalactosamine 3-beta-galactosyltransferase 1-B-like. The record is from RefSeq and is a predicted model, not a curated record. The coding region runs from base 1 to 1098 and encodes 365 amino acids. Gene Ontology annotation, cellular component: membrane. NCBI's taxonomy places the organism in Eukaryota, Metazoa, Mollusca, Bivalvia, Pectinida, Pectinidae. The transcript has 4 exons. Gene Ontology annotation, molecular function: N-acetylgalactosaminide beta-1,3-galactosyltransferase activity.
AUGGCUUACGGAACGUCCUAUACACUCAGAGGCAACUUCUGGUGUGGGCUAGCUAUCGGAGUCGUCCUGGCGUUCCUAACAGUUAAUAUAAAGUGCCCACAGACGUCACUGACCAAAUCCAGAGGUGGCAAGGGCAAAGUCCAAAACACUGCAGCGGACAGCAUACGUAUGGACAGAGGUUUCCUGGAAAAGGCGAAGGCGUUAUCUCUUAAAAUUGACGACGGACACGGGCCACGCCACCAGAACAUUGACGAAGUAAAACAAAUAAAAUUUGAAGAUUCUAACUUUCAUAAAGAUAACGACACAGUUGCUAGGAACCUACAGAAGAACAUACGAAUAUUGUGUUGGGUGAUGACCAGUCCCCAGAACUUGAAUGUCAAGGCCGUUCAUGUUAAACGCACGUGGGCCAAGCGAUGUACCAUCUUGGUAUUUAUCAGCUCCGCAACAAACACAAGUUUCCCUACCGUCGGGCUUAACGUAUCAGAGGGACGGGAACAUCUCACAGCCAAAACAAUGCAAGCGUUUAAAUACGUUUUUGACAAGCAUUUCAAUGACGCUGACUGGUUUGUUAAAGCAGACGACGAUACCUAUAUGAUACUGGAAAACCUUCGUUAUUUCUUACAGUCAUACUCACGUGAUGACCCAGUCUAUUUUGGACACCAUUUUAAAACUAUAGUGAAACAGGGGUACCACAGCGGAGGAGCGGGGUAUGUCCUGAGUAAAGAGGCGCUCCGGCGCCUGAUUGAAAAGGGUCACGACCCAAAAGUGUGUCGUCAAGAUGGUGCCGGGGAGGAUGCCGAGAUCGGAAAGUGUAUGGAGAAUCUCGGCGUAAGAACGGGCAAUUCUACAGAUGCUUUAGGGAGGAGUAGAUUCCACUGCUUCGACCCCGAAACACACCUAUCGGGAAUAUAUCCAGAUUGGUACUUCAACUAUGACGCGAAUGGAGCUAGGAAGGGAACAGAUAGUAUCAGUGAUUACGCGAUCUCAUUCCACUACGUGCCUCCCCAGAAGAUGUACUUACUGGAGUUUUAUAUAUAUCACUUACGUCCAUAUGGGGUAGAAUCUAGACACCAGCAUCUCAACGUACCCGGACCCUAG